GCGCACACUUCAAGCAACAUCAUCGCCACGCCUGGCACUAAAACUAUGGGCAACUGCGUUCAUGGGGUUUCUCCUCUCUGAGCCGGAUUCUGUCAUCCUCAAAGCCCUGGCCUUUUUUUCCUGAUCCGUUCGGCACGUAACAAACAUAACUCCCAGACAAUAAAGUUGCUUAAGAAAAGGCGAAGGGGAGGAGUCCGGGCGCCAGCCUGAAAUUUGAAGACUUUGAAGGCCUGAUGUCCAACUUUACUGAGAAUUAUACCUACGAAGAGUAUCCGUACGUCGACGACCUCCUUCCUCAGCCGUGCCAGUUCACAUUCUGCGUCAGCUUCAUCCGCAGCAUCUUAGCCUUGCUGGUGUUGGCCACCAUCCUGGGCUUCCUCUGCAGCGUAGCCCUUGGCGUCACCUUGGCCAAGUGUCCGCACUUGUGGGACCGACGCCAUCCAGGAAAGCACAAGCUCUUCCUAAUGUCAGCCGCCACCACCAUCUUCGCCACCACCUUGGCAUUCUUUGCAGUGGAAGUCAAGCAAGGGUGGGUCUUCGGUUACCACUUCUGCCAAGUGACCCGUGGCUUGAAGCACGGAUGCCUCUUUGCCCAAGGGUUGGUGGUGGCUGGUAGUGCGUGUCCCAUUUCUUGGGACCAUCUCCGUUCGCUUUUGCUCGCUAUGCUCUGGAUCGUGGGGUUCCUAUGCGCAACACCCGCAGCCAUGAUAAGCACCCCUGGCGAUGUCUGUGCCCCGAGCCUGAAACCAGAGCUUCAUCCAUGGUCUCUGGCUCACACCUUGGUCUUUCUGGCUAUCUUUGCCAUCCUCCCACUGGUGAUGCUUUUGGCCAAGGUGGCACUGACAUGGCAUGGAAAGAAUAAGUGCCUACAGAUGGACCUAACCUGGUUGCUUUACAUUUUCUGGUCACCGUAUGCCAUAGCUUUGCUCCUGGACAAACUGCUGCAGGAGAACUUGCUAACGUCUACCUGUCAUUUCCAAGAAUGUCUUGACUACUUCCUCGGGAUCUCCGAGGGAUUUGGCAUCCUUCAUUGCUUCGCCCUGCCCCUGUUAUUUCUGGGGUUGGGCCUCCGUCGCCAAAGAACCAGCAAAGCGGGAAGGCCCUAAAUAGUCACAGCCGUAAAUGAUCAUCAUCAAUAAAUAAAUAGCCGUCAAAAAUAGUCAUUGGGAGAUGGCAUCGAUGUGGCUGCUUCUGCAGUGAUGUGCUGGCACUGGCUUAGGAUGCUUUGAAAGCCAAGAUGUCUUUCUGCAAAUAUAAGUUGAAAUAAAAUGUAUUUUUGCAUUCAGAUCAGCCAAAUUUUGCAAUCCUGAUAGGAUGAAUUCUGCAAUCUGGAUAAGUCAGGAUAGAAAAAUCAGGAUUGCAAUAGUAAUAUAACUAUGAUUAUCAUUACUGUUAUAGUUAUAGGAAAUGUUUGGUGCAAUGCCAAAGGCAAAUCGGUGUAAUACUGUAAUUCUGAUUACUUUAAAAAGGUAUUUUAGUUACUUUUGAAUCAGAAGAAAAAGAAAGGAAGCCAUUUUAAAUGUAGCUUUAAUAGAACUUGAGACUUUGAUACUGGAGGAUAUCUGCAAUUGUUACUUCCAACUAGACUAGACCUAUUAGGACUUUCUUAAAUCAAAACGCAUCUACUCCACUUGGGGCUAACAAUUGGAUUUAGUCCUGUAAUUGUAACUCAUUACUGUUUUAAAGUGAUAUCUUUCUCUCUUUUAUUCCCUGUUUUUGUUUACUGCCUUUCUGCAAAAACAUUCAAAACAGUCUGCAGAUGAAAAUAAUGGCUUAUAAUUCAAUAGACAUGAUGCACAAUUUAUUAGGGUCAGGAAGAGGAAAGUGCAGUAAAUGGUUUUGAGUUUUGAGCGUCAGAGUAUGACUCUAGAGACCAGGGUUCGAAUCGUGGCUCGGUCAUGGAAACCCAUUGGGUGAUCUUGUGCAUGUCACACUCUCUCAGCCUCAGAGGAUGGCAAUGGCAAA
Sceloporus undulatus (fence lizard) is the source of this 1965-nucleotide messenger RNA. RefSeq names its product atypical chemokine receptor 1 (Duffy blood group) (gene ACKR1). The transcript has 3 exons. The coding region runs from base 234 to 1106 and encodes 290 amino acids. Gene Ontology annotation, cellular component: membrane. Gene Ontology annotation, molecular function: chemokine binding. The record is from RefSeq and is a predicted model, not a curated record. Gene Ontology annotation, biological process: chemokine-mediated signaling pathway; inflammatory response. NCBI's taxonomy places the organism in Eukaryota, Metazoa, Chordata, Lepidosauria, Squamata, Phrynosomatidae.